ACAGUAAAAGUGAAAGGAAAUCCGGUCCAAACAAAAAACGGAACAAAAACACACCUUUAUGCCACGUUGAAGAGGAGCAGCUGAUAAGGAAGAAUGGAGAUCAUCACCAAAACAAAAGUGAAACUUAUUGAAUGGUUAUGCGGAGAGGAACUCAUUCUCCAGCAUGUUCGUGCCCAGAAUCUGAUAACCACUACUGAAUACAUGAAGGUCAAAAGUAUCCGAGAUCCCACCGAGAAAAUUAUAGAGCUCUUGGACCUGAUUAUGAAAAAGGGAGAGUCGCGUUGCAUCGCUUUUCUAGAGCUGCUCAAGAGAGAUGAUGUGAAUGAAUCAAGGCCGGGGCUCAGGGAGUGGAUAACAGCAAUCAACACCUCAGGUGCCUACGUUUCUGAAGAAGAGAAAAACCGUGCUCCAGGUGACAAGAACUUGAGCUUUCCUCAGCCUAACCAAAAUAACACACUGAAGCUGGAGCAAUAUGGCAUGAAGGGAGACUGGAGAGGAUUUGCCUUGAUCAUCAACAACUAUGAUUUCUCACAAUGUCCAGAUUUGAAUAACAGAGAAGGGACAGACAUAGAUGAGAAGAGUUUAGCUGCUGUGUUCAAGUGGCUCGGGUUUGAAACUGUGAUAAAGCAGGACUGCAAUAAGGACUGCAUGCUGAGUGCUCUGGAUGAACUGCGCAGUCGAGAUCACACUCAAGCCGACUGCGUGGUGUGCUGUGUGCUGACUCAUGGAUUUGGAGGUGGUCUGUAUGGGGUGGAUGGAGGGGAAGUCUUGCUAAAGGAGCUGAUGGAGAGACUGAAUGGUCAUCAUUGCCCUUCCCUCAAAGAAAAGCCCAAACUCUUCUUCAUCCAGGCCUGUCAGGGCAAUCAACAUCAGCAGGUGGUCUUCCUUCAGCCGGAUAGUUCUAACAGCACCUCAGAUAUGGAAACGGGCCUCUUCUGUGAUACUGAAGAACCCAGGAAGACCAUACCUGCAGAGGCCAACUACCUAUUGGCCAAGGCAACGGUGCCAGGUUAUGUCUCAUACAGAGAGAAAUUUAAAGGAACCUGGUUCAUACAGUCACUGUGUCAGAACCUGCAGAAGCUUGUUCCCAGUGGUAUUGAUCUACUGUCCAUCCUGACUAAAGUGAACAACGAAGUGAGCCAGAAGGCUGACAGAAGUGGAACCAGGAAGCAGAUGCCACAGCCAGAAUACACACUGACGAAGAGAGUGGUGUUCCCUGUACCAAAAACACCUAUGCCCUUUUAGAAAACACUUUAAUCUCAUACCUUUAUGGAUGAACUAAUCAUUUACCUAUUAGUUAUUCAUGUACUAUCAUUAGUUAAUUUUCUAAUUAACUAUAUUAAUAUAACUUUGAGGGGUACUUAAAGCUAGACGGCCUUUCGAGUUAAUAAAAUUGGUGAAAGUUCCCUUUGAAA
This is a messenger RNA of Neoarius graeffei (lesser salmon catfish), 1415 nucleotides long. Its product is annotated as caspase-8-like. The record is from RefSeq and is a predicted model, not a curated record. Gene Ontology annotation, biological process: regulation of apoptotic process; apoptotic process; proteolysis. Gene Ontology annotation, molecular function: death effector domain binding. The transcript is spliced from 6 exons. Lineage: Eukaryota; Metazoa; Chordata; Actinopteri; Siluriformes; Ariidae. Bases 94 to 1245 code for a protein of 383 amino acids. Gene Ontology annotation, cellular component: cytoplasm.